AUGGGAACUAAUUGGAUGAAUGGUGAUCACCUCCAUGUGAGGUGUAUGACGUAUAUUAUUAACCUCUUUAUUCAGGAUAGUUUGAAAGAAAGUUUUAUGUCUAUUGAACGUGUUAGACAUGCAGUGAGAUAUGUUAGGCAAUCUCCUGCAAGGUUGAAAAGGUUUCAAAAAAGCUGUGAUGAUGAACAACUUAGUUACAAAAAAUCAUUUUGCUUAGAUAUUCCAACUAGAUGGAACUCCACCUACCUAAUGUUGAGUGGGGCUGUUGAAUUUAAGAAUGCAUUUACAAAUUAUGCUUCUCGUGAAAUUGUCCUAAGACAUUAUCUUGAGAAUUCUUAUAUUGAAGUUGGAGUAACUUCUAGUGAUCUUUUGAGUAGUGAUUGGGUGCAGGUGAAAAGAAUUACAAAAUUUCUUAAAUUUGUUUAUCUUCUCACUUUGAAAAUAUCUGGAUCACUUUACGUUACAUCUAAUAUUCAUUUUCUUGAAAUUUGUGUUGUUGCUGUUUAUUUGAAUCAAUUGAUUGCAAGUGAAGAUACUGAUUUAAGUAAUAUGGAGAGGAAGAUGAAAGAAAAAUUUGACAAGUAUUGGGGCAGUCAAGUAAGUGCUAAAGGUACAGGACCUUUAGAUUCACUCAUACAAGAUCUACAGAAAUCUAAAGCUUUGAAUAGAGGUGUAGAUUCUAGAACAGAGUUAGAUAAAUAUUUUGGAGAAGAAACUGAAGAUGAUACUAAAGAAUUUAAAAUUCUGCUCUGGUGGAAAAUGAAUGCAACAAGAUUUUCUACUCUUUCUAAGAUGGCUUGUGAUGUAUUAGCUGUUCCUGUUUCAAGUGUUGCAUUUGAAUCUGCGUUUAGUACAUGA
Molecule: messenger RNA, 858 nt
Organism: Capsicum annuum
Lineage: Eukaryota; Viridiplantae; Streptophyta; Magnoliopsida; Solanales; Solanaceae
Product: zinc finger BED domain-containing protein RICESLEEPER 2-like
Exons: 2
Coding region: 1-858 (285 amino acids)
Molecular function (GO): protein dimerization activity; DNA binding
Source: RefSeq, a predicted model, not a curated record